Dicrocoelium dendriticum is the source of this 545-nucleotide messenger RNA. The record is from the annotation of a GenBank genome assembly. NCBI's taxonomy places the organism in Eukaryota, Metazoa, Platyhelminthes, Trematoda, Plagiorchiida, Dicrocoeliidae.
AUGUGCGUGCCUAUUCCGACGAUGAGUAACGCAGUUGUAGAGGAACACGUGUCAAAGCAGAUUUCAUCAGGUACGCAGGCGACUCUAGAGGUGCAGGAUAACCAAACACACACACUGGCGGAGAAGGUAACAUUACCGGUAACCAGCAAGACAGCUACUUCGACGGUGCGUACACAUUGUGAUCCCGAGUCCCCUGACGUUGACCAGUGUGUGUCAGAAAAUGAUGAGACCAGAAUGAAUAUCAGUCGGACCACUACAGCAACCAACACUACUUGGGUAGAGGAGUUCACCCAGAAACCUUAGGAGCGGUCAGACGGAAAGUUGCAAGGAGAAUUCGGUUUCACGUAUAGUCACAAUAAAUAACCACGUAACUUGUUAUAUGUAAUAAACCCCAUGUUCUUAUUACUAACUGAAUGUGUUAUGCCAUGUUGUUUAUGCUAUUGUCUGGCUUUGACUUAUAUGUGAACCAUACCGUACGGUGUCCCGAGCUCAGCUUGAUGUUCUUAUUGAAGAAGGACAUUUUUGCUUUCAUGAUGACCACUGCC